Messenger RNA from Aptenodytes forsteri (emperor penguin), 1662 nucleotides. It is a transcript of the gene SRRM4, whose product is annotated as serine/arginine repetitive matrix 4. The coding region runs from base 1 to 1662 and encodes 553 amino acids. Gene Ontology annotation, biological process: mRNA processing; regulation of RNA splicing; neuron maturation. The transcript is spliced from 12 exons. The record is from RefSeq and is a predicted model, not a curated record. Gene Ontology annotation, cellular component: nucleus. Gene Ontology annotation, molecular function: mRNA binding. NCBI's taxonomy places the organism in Eukaryota, Metazoa, Chordata, Aves, Sphenisciformes, Spheniscidae.
AUGGCAAGUGGGACACUCAGCUGCCUGCCAUACCCCGCGGAGGACAGAUGUCCCAAAAAGCUGAGUGGCCAUGCAGUCAAGGAGGCCUCCACCACCAACGGCUGCGCGAAAGGCAAGGAGAGACGAGACCAUGCUCGCCAUAGGUCACGCAGACCCUCGUGUGAUGGGGAGCGUGUGCCGCUGCCGGCCCGGGGGAAGAAGAAGAAGAAGAAAUCCAGCCGCAAGAAGCGAAGAAGGUCUCCCUCCUACAGCCCCUCGCCUGUGAAGAAGAAGAAGAAGAAGAAAAGCUCCAAGAAGCGAAAAAGAAACAGGUUAUCUUCAAAGAAGAGAAGACACAGCUCUCGUGGGCGCACCCGGAAAUCUCAUCACCAUCGCCACCGCCACUCUCGCUCAGAGAGCUCCGACUCCCACUCCCCCAGCUGCCGAAGCAGGCACAGAGCCAGGUCUCGGGAGGAAGGGCGUAAAACACGGCGAAGACACUCCCGGCAUCGCUCAAAGGUCAUGGCAAAGCGAAGCUCCUCUGCAGAGGUUCAGGCCAGCCAAAAAGCCAGCCAAAUCCUCCCACUGUACAGCUUCCUGUCUCCUAAGGAAGUAAUCUCUCAGUCAGGGUCUUCUGCUGACCUCUUUACCAAAACAGACAGCCCGCCUGGUAACCUAGCCAGCCAGAAUGGAGAGUAUCAUGAAUAUGACUCAGGAAACGAUACUUCCUCCCCUCCCUCCACUCAAACGAGCUCAUCCAGGUCAAAGGACAGCCAGGAGAAAAGAAGUCUAGUCCAUGAUGGCUUUGGCCAUGCCUUCUCGUCCGGGAAGCCCAAACUGGCCAACAGCGAUAACAGCUCUGAUUCAGGAAAUUCCUUCACCAGUUGCUUUUCCCAGACCAAGGGAACAGCUUUGGAAAAUCUGUCUCCAGAUGCCCAGGGACAAGACCGAAGAGGGUGCCUGUCCUUGUGUCUCACCUGUUCGGAGGAGAAGAAGCGAAACUUCCUCCCGUCCCCAACCCACAGCUCCCCGCUGAGGCCGUGCUCCCGCAGUGAGUCGUACACCAGCACAGGCAGAUCCUCCCCCGGCUCCAGCCGCUCCAGCUCCUCACACCACAAGGCCUCUCCCAGGUACUCCCGAAGCAAGUCCUGCUCUUCAGGAAAGAGGUCAUCUUCACGCUCCCCCAGCUAUUCCUCCAAAUCCUGCAAAAAAAGUCCUGGGAGCAGGAGUUCAAGGUCUCGUCGGAGCCCCAGUUACUCCCGCUACAGCCCUAGCAGAGACCGUGAGCGAGAGCACAAGUACGGCUCCAGUGAGAAGGAGUCACACAGGCAGCGUGACCGCCGGCGGCGGCAACGGUCGUAUUCACCCCUAAGGAAACGCAGGAGAGACUCUCCCAGCCACCUCGAAGCUCGGCGCAUCACGAGUGCCCGCAAACGCCCCAUCCCCUACUACCGUCCCAGUCCCUCCUCCUCCAGCAGCGCCAGCAGCUAUUCCUCCUGGUACAGCAGCUUUAGCCGCUCCCGGAGCAGGAGCUACUCCAGCUACCGGACAAGCCGGAGCCGAAGCUGGAGCAGCAGCAGCGCCGAGGGCAGGAGCCGCAGCCGGAGUUCGGGCCCCAGGAGCAGCCGCAGCAGGAGCAGGAGCUAUGACUCAGGAGGCAGCUCCGACAGCCUGCGUCGCUAG